AUGACCCCAACGAAAGCGGUCAAAACAGGCGACCUCCUAUAUCUAUUAGUGAAUUUACGACGCACGGUCUCUAGGCAUGGACGGCCGAGAUGGCAGUAUUUACCAGAAGUGCCUGGUUAUGUACCGGUUUAUAUAAGGAAUGGGGACACUCCUUUGGAAGAGAUCAACCCUGAGCUAGCGGAAGCGUUCCACGCCCUACCCUCGGGACGAAGUGCUGGUAAACAAGUAGAAGCUUCUGAAGCUAUAGAAACCGAACAAGGGAACAUUCCAGAAAUAUCCUACAACGACCGACGCCAUGAAAAGAAAGUUCUAGAAAAGAAAAAGAAAUACGAGAACGUCAGGCCAGCGGAACGCAGAUAG
Messenger RNA from Danaus chrysippus (African queen), 360 nucleotides. NCBI's taxonomy places the organism in Eukaryota, Metazoa, Arthropoda, Insecta, Lepidoptera, Nymphalidae. The record is from the annotation of a GenBank genome assembly.